Messenger RNA from Pteronotus mesoamericanus, 1176 nucleotides. It is a transcript of the gene PLEKHJ1, whose product is annotated as pleckstrin homology domain containing J1. Lineage: Eukaryota; Metazoa; Chordata; Mammalia; Chiroptera; Mormoopidae. Bases 86 to 637 code for a protein of 183 amino acids. The record is from RefSeq and is a predicted model, not a curated record. Gene Ontology annotation, cellular component: trans-Golgi network; recycling endosome; early endosome. Gene Ontology annotation, biological process: receptor recycling; endosome organization; retrograde transport, endosome to Golgi. The transcript has 6 exons.
GCGCCUUGGAACGUUUUUGGUGUGAGCGGGGACGGUGGCCGGGAGGGUCGUCGCCCGUCCUCCGCGUUCUGGGGCCUGGGGCGCCAUGCGCUACAACGAAAAAGAGCUACAGGCGUUGUCCCGGCAGCCGGCCGAGCUGGCGGCCGAGCUGGGCAUGCGGGGCCCCAAGAAGGGCAGCGUGGUGAAGCGCAGGCUGGUGAAGCUGGUGGUCAAUUUCCUUUUCUACUUCCGGACCGACGAGGCCGAGCCUGUUGGAGCCUUGCUGCUGGAGCACUGCAGAGUGACCCAUGAAGAGCCCACCAGCUUCUCCAUCAGCUUCGUCGAGGACCCAGAGAGGAAGUAUCACUUUGAGUGCUGCAACGAGGAGCAGUGUCAGGAGUGGAUGGGGGCUCUUCGUCGAGCCAGCUACGAGUUCAUGCGCAGGAGCGUCAUUUUCUACAGGAAUGAGAUCCAGAAGAUGACUGGCAAGGUGUGCACAGGGCAUGGGAAGUGGGAGGUUGUUCCUCGGCCCGGGCUCAUGCCACCCGUCCACCACACAGGACCCCCUGGAACAGUUCGGCAUAUCGGAGGAGGCCCGGUUCCAGCUGAGUGGCUUGAAGGCAUGAGUCUAGGAUUGGGCUUGGGCUCCUCAGCUUGACUCACUGGGGCCUGAAGGAGCCCUCCCCACCCUCGCCGGGCCCUGGGUUUCCUGGCCAAACCUGGAUUUUUGGAGUGAGGUGUUUUGGCUUAAAGACUUCAAUAGCCUAAGGCUGGUGAGGGUGGGCAGAGGCUGUGCCUUGGGACCCAUCAGACUAGUCCAGCACCUGUCAGUGCCACAUGCUGCUGCUAGGGGACGAGUGUCUACUCCUAGGAGCUGUGCCUGCCUCCUGGGGCCCAUCCACCUAGGGCCUGGUGGAUGCCCGAGGCCGGCGCAGCUCUCUUGCCCUGUGCAGGCUGAAUGUAUGAAGCUAGAUAAUGCUGUGAAGGGCGCGGAGGCCGCGCCUCCUGGACUGCUGUGAAUUCUGCUGAGGGCCAGGACCCCACCAGCACCUCUGGACAGAGCUGGAAGCGUUUGCCCUCGAGCUGACAUGCUUGUUCUGCUCAAAUAAAGUGCCAUGUCAUAGGGACAAGCACCAGAGCAGCCAGGGCUCUGACUGAACCCACCCAAGCUGGAGCACCCCACCGCGAGGGGUCCAG